Spodoptera littoralis (African cotton leafworm) is the source of this 993-nucleotide messenger RNA. The record is from the annotation of a GenBank genome assembly. NCBI's taxonomy places the organism in Eukaryota, Metazoa, Arthropoda, Insecta, Lepidoptera, Noctuidae.
AUGGGUCCUCUUUUGAUUAUAUUCACGCUCAGUGUUGUGGCAGCUCUGGCCGACGGUAUUUUUAUACGCCGUGAUCCAGGCCCCCGCUACCAGCAUGUACAAGAUGGUCUAGGCACACUAAGCCUUGAGGAACUCUGUGCGCCACCGACUGACGACGCCAAAUACAACCCAGACACACAGAAUGUAUAUCACUUGUUUACUAGACGCAACCCAUCAGUAAGCCAGCCCAUAAUUCCUGGCAACGAGCAGCUGCUGAAGGCAUCCAACUUCGAUCCUUCACAUAGAACUGCCGUGCAAAUCCAUGGCUGGUAUAGCAACGCUACCGACAACUUUAAUGCUGUUCUACUUGCUGCUUUCUUAGCGGCAGAAGACAUGAACGUGAUCGUGGUAGACUGGAGCGCCGGUGGCAACACUUACAACUAUGGCAAAGCCAUCAGAAAUACUGUCCUAUCAGGUGCUGGUGUGGCUCGCUUCAUCUCCUGGAUUAACAACGUGACUGGCGCCGAUGUGGCGAACUACCAUGUAGCAGGGUACAGCCUGGGUGGUCAACAAGCUGGUAUUGUGGGAAGAAACCUCGAUGGCAAAGUUGGAUAUGUCACCGGGUUGGAUCCCGCGGGCCCCUGUUGGGUUGGAUACGACCACACCUUCAAAGCAUCAGAUGCAAUCUAUACCGAAGUUAUACAUACCAGCAUAAGAGUGGUUGGGUACCUGGAGCCCCUCGCUGAUGUGGACUUCUACCCGAAUGGUGGAGAUAACAUGCCUGGCUGUGGUGUGUCUGAUGAUUGCAACCAUGACAGAAGCUACCAUUACUUCGCUGAAUCUAUCCGUGAUGGAGGUUUCACAGGAGUCAAGUGUGAGAGCUACGAACACGCACUUGUAGGAGACUGCCAUCUACCGGAGACACUGAAUAUGGGUGGUAUCGAACCUAAGACUGGAAAAUCUGGCGUGUUCUACUUGGAAACCAACGCCGGAGCGCCCUUCUCAAAAGGCUAA